Molecule: messenger RNA, 11506 nt
Organism: Porites lobata
Lineage: Eukaryota; Metazoa; Cnidaria; Anthozoa; Scleractinia; Poritidae
Source: the annotation of a GenBank genome assembly
CUUCCUGAAUGAUUCUACAGGGAAUUCUGUCUUUUUUGCUCUUAGUUAGCUUUAAGGUAAGCGUAUAUUAAUAGUAAAUGACCUUCUAGACUUAUUUUGUGUUUACGUUCAGAUAGGCGAUCACAAAUAUCCAGCUAGAGUGUAAUAAUUAGCACAAUAGCCAUGAUUAAGGAAUUCACGGUAAUCCGUUUACGUUUUUGCGCUUGACGACGAUUCGAUCUGUUCCUUCGAUUCUCAAUUUCGUGGGUUUUUUGUAUGCCAUGUACAUGUAAACCAUAACUUACGUUGGAAGAGGGGGACAUUGAGGGACUGUCAACACGGCAACACCGCAAAAAAAAAGUAAAUGAAUCUAAGCCAUUUUGAUCUAGUAGAGACUGACCACAAGAUUCUAAGAACUUUAUUUCAGUCAUGCAGAUACAUGUGUAAUUAAAGAAUGCAUGGUGGCAUUGUUACGAACUUACCAACUAGAAUUUGUUUUAAUGAUAGUGGUACAUAUGCUUUCCUUGGGUACACAUUUGUUCAUCAAAAUAUUUGUUUGUAAGUCUGCACUUUGCUUGAUACAGGAUCAAUCAAUCUUUUCUGAAGAGAAAUGAAAAGUAAAGUAUGUUAACAUGUCAGAUACUUCAACGAGGCCCUGCCAGGGGGGGCUCCCAUGUCGCUUGUCUGAAUUUUAAAACGUCUCGUGUCGGUGUUUAUUAAUGCUUCACGUCGCUGUCGGAAAUUGAACGAAAAUUCUUUGUCUUUGUCGGAAUUUUAGAAAAGGGGGAUAGCGAUGGGUUUUAAAGAAACCAUUACAGUUGAACAAUUUCUCAGUUAACCUUUCGCGUAUAGAACACCUAUACAUCUCCAUUCACAAUUAAGGGUGUGUUCCUUUCGGUGAAUCCAGAAACGGAUUUGGAUCUUAAAACGGAUUUCACGUUCCUUUCGGCAAAUCCAAAUUCGGAUUUUUGAUCUGGUGAAUCCUUUUUGAAAAAGGAUUCACAUUGGAUUUGAAAUCCGAAGAAUCCGAAUCCAGAUUAACGGAUUAGUCAUCUACGCUGUUCCAUUCACAUUCGCAAUGGAUUCGAAAUUAGUCAGAUGAUCCAGCUGUACUUCCAGUUGAAGUAUUCCCGUAGAGUUUCCUAAUUGCUGCCAUUUGCCGUAAAACAUCUGAAAACACUAGAAGAUUGUUCAUGGUGGUACAGUAGAAUGUCCGUGUGCUGACCAUUUGUCGCUAAAGAUUGCUUAAAAACACAAAUAAGUAAAAGGGGCAAAUAACUGCUAUCUUUCUACAAACUCGCUCUUGGACGCGAUAGGCAGUCGAUCGUGUUACAUAGAAAACCGAGCUAUGAAACUGGAUCAAACUGAGCCGACAACCUUUAGAUAAUUUUCAACUUUAACACGCUACUUUCUUGAUCUGUUUAUGUUCCAUCGUCGUUAUUCGAACUGCUGACCACAAAAUUCUGCCCGGUAUAAUCGCAUAAUUUGUCAAACAGUAGAAAACAUGUCAUUUCUUGAGAGGCUCAGGCUGUCAUGCAUAUUGCACGCGUUUGCGAAAGGUUACCAAGGUCACAAAUCCAAUUUCGGAUUUCACGUUCCUUUCGACCGCGAAAUCCGGCAAAUCUCGGAUCAGAAAUCCGUUUUUGGAUUCGCUGAAAGGAACACUGUCAGCACACCCUAAGUGAUCCACGUUCAACAUUUUAAGACUAACUGACCUGAUAAAUCGUAGGUGAAGGCCGGUUAACGGUGGUCUACGCUGUGCGGUGCUUAAGUUACCUGGUCCCUGGUCUCUCCACCGUCGUCACCGUCCGACAGAGGUCGACAAGGAUAUGAGAAGUUCAGAAAGAAGCAAAGUAUUCACCAUUUUCACAUAGACCAUAAUUCACCUUGUUUACCCCCCGCUUUGCAUAGCCAUUGUUUUCGAUUUCUCUUGGGACGACUGUAAUACCCUGGAGAAUUUGGAAACAUUGGUUAUGCAAAAUUCUGAGGGGGAAAACAAGGUGCGUCAUGGUCUAUAUGAAAGUAGUGAUUACAAGAGAUGUAAAGCGUGCGUAAAUUAAGCUAUUUGACGGACAACCUAGUCCCAAGGUCUCCCAGGAGUUGUGCGGGGUUGCGUAAAUGAAGACUACGCGACGGGUCAACGCGACGCGCUCAGGAGGGUCUACUAAAACUCCCUGACGAGAGACAACCUCUGAAGCGCAAGGAAAAUUGACGAAAAUUACUUCUUCUUGGCACUCAGACUGAUGAUAAAUUAGCCAAACCACCGUUCUUUGUCGCAUAUUCUCGGCUUUGCCGUCACUGUCGCAAUUUGGCCGAGGGAGGUUGUCGCUUGUCACCAUUUCGUUUUAGGCUUUGUUGCUACUUUUUGGGUCAUGUCGCUUGUCGGAAUUUACCCUGGCAGGGCCUCUUCAACACUACCUUAGCCAACAACUAAGAAGAAACUGAACUUCAUAUCAAAAAACAAAGUGAAAACUACUUCACGGUGAAACGACAACCCCUUCAAAUAUAUAUCAUCGAUAUAUAUCAUCAAUGUCAUCGAUGUUAUCUAGGGACUCUCCAUAUGAAGAAAGACUGGCGAUGCUUGGGUCGUCCCUUCUUCAAUCAAGGAGGUCUUAUCUAUCUUUACUAGAGUGCUACAAGACUACUCAUGGUUUUAAUGGCCUCAACUGUAAUGAUUAUUUUGAAUUUAAUAAUUAAAUUCAAAAUAAUCAUUACAGUUGAGGCCAUUAAGACCAUGAGUAGUCUUGUAGCACUGUAGCAAAGAUGAAUAAAUAAAACCUCCUUGAUUGAAGACUGGACCAAAAAAAAUCAAGAUCAAACCAUUCAUUUAAAUUAAGACAGCCAUUAGCUUGAUUAAAUUGUUUUUGCACUUAUUCUUUAUUAGAAUUAUUGAACAGUCAGGAAACGCUCUUCCUGAAGAGAUAGUGCACGAACAGAAUUUCAGCACAUUUUGAAGUAAACAUAGAAAGAAUUGUAAAAUUUUGUAAAUUUUUUAGCCAUUUCUUAAUUAGUCUUAAAUUGUACAUUGUACUAUAUUUAUUUUAUAUUUUACGGUGGGAGCAUCCUUGAUAGGGAUAACCUCUGAUGUUUCCUUUUAUGUAUCCUUACAUAAUAAAAUAUCUUAACUUUACCUCUCCUAGACUAAGUUUGGGAAAAUCUGUUUUUUUUUUCUCCUUCCUUGCUUGGACAUUGACUUCAUAAACUCUUGGUUAGGUAGGAGUAGUUAAUAGGGUCUUCAGGCAAGUUUGGUCACUAAGCAUUCAAUAUGACUGCUACCAAAUGUAACAAAGAUUCAGGUGAUGUGGAGAUGUCUCUCAGCUGGCAUAACAAAAGGUGUGAGGUUCGAGAAAAGUCAACGAAUUAGUAAAUUAAAUGAAAUUUUUUUGUUACUGGAGUCUGUUCUGCAGAAGUCAGAAGAAGGGACGCAGAAAAACUGCACAGCUUGAGGUCUCCGAUUUUUUGCCAGGAGAGAACCACCAGCCUGAUUUUUUUGUUUGUUAUUGAAUGAAAUUUGGAUUUUCUUCAAUUAUUAAAAAGCAGUUGAACAACAGAUUUACUGUACAUAGAAUGGAAAUUCUCUGUCUUAAAAAUUAUACCACUCCCCUCAUAAAUUGUGUACAUUUUCAGAAUUGCCUCCCCUCCCCCCAAAUAAAGCCUCUUCAAAAAAUUGGACGUCCCCCAUCCAUAACAUUUAUUUUGUUACAGUACAGUACUUAUUAGCUACAUGUACGUUACUUUGGUUACUGUACUGUUACGCACUCUUUGUCAGUUUUUUUACACACUCUUGGUCACUUGUUUUCUUUAUUGAAAGGAUGGAGAAAGGGAAAGUCAAGAAAGUGAAGCGUGAGAGGGCAUCACUUUUCAAAAGAAGAAAGCAAACUACAAGACAAGAUGCAAGGAAUGGCGAAGAUAAAAAAGCUGAUCCACAGCAUAAAGAAAUGGUUGAGAGUGACAAAGAUUAUUUGCCUGAUCUCAGCUGGCAUAACAAAAUAAAAAAAAGGUGUGAAGUUCAAGAAAAGUCAACGAAUUAGUAAAUUAAAUGAAAUUUUGUUUUUACUGGAGUCUGUUCUGCAAAAGUCAGAAGAAGGAAGACAGAAAAACUGCACAGCUUGAGGUCUCAAUUUUUUGCCAGGAAAGAACCACCAGCCUGAUUUUUUUGUUUGAAUGAAAUUUGGAUUUGCUUCAAUUAUCAUAAAGCAGUUGAACAACAGAUUUACUAUACAUAGAAUGGCAAUUCUCUGUCUUAAAAAUUGUACCACUCCCCUCAUGAAUUGUGUACAUUUUCAGAAUUGCCACCCCUCCCCCCAAAUAAAGCCUUUUCAAAAGUUUUUCGCUCCCCUGCAUAACAUUUAUUUUGUUACAGUACAGUACUAAAAUAUUAGCUACAUGUACGUUACUAUGGUUACUGUACUGUUACACACUCUUUGUCAGUUUUUUUACACACUCUUGGUCACUUGUUUUCUUAAUUGAAAGGAUGGAGAGAGGGAAAGUCAAGAAAGUGAAGCAUAAGAUGGGAUCACUUUUCAGAAGAAGAAAGCAAUCUACCGGACAAGAUGCAAAGAAUGGCGAAGAUGAAAAAGCUGAUCCACUGUGUAAAGAAAUGGUUGAGAGUGACAAAGAUUAUUUGCCUGAUGAAAUUCAUGCAGAAGAACAGAACACAGACUCCCUUGAGGAGAAUUCACAAGCAAAAUUAGGUUAGAACAUGUUUGAAUAUUAAAUACAUGUAUUUACUCUUGACAUUUGUAGCUCUUACAAUCUAACUUUGCUGUUUGUUUUUUGUGUUUACAAAGUUGAAUCCUUUCCCAGUGAUGAAAAGCUAUUAAAGGAUUUACCUUCUGAAGGUUACCAGAAAUUGGUGGAGCUUUUACAACCAUUAUCAGUCACUGGAAGAGAUUAUAGGUCAUUAGCAGACAGAAUGGGAUACUCAAAUCAGUACAUUCAGUGGCUUGGAAGCACAAAUAAUCCUGUUAUGAACUUAUUAAAAAAAUUCCGGGAAAAUGACCGGAAAAUUUCAGAGAUGACUUCUUUGCUAACAGAGAUGGAACGGUGUGAUGUGCUAGAGGAACUUCAGCCAUAUAUAGGUCAGUGAGAUGUAGCCUGAAAACUUGAAAUGGACUUAUUUUAUGAAGGCUGAUCAUAUUUGAGAAAGGCCAAGAGAAUUUGACAAUUAUAAAAAGGAUCAGAUGUCGCUUUUACUACUUAAAAAAAGAUUGUCGCUGACAGAAUGCUUUCCUCCUUUCCUGUCAAUUGUUAGUGCUUUCUGUUGCCAGUUUUCUGGGCCAUGUUCCCUGUCACUUCCAGCCCUUGGAAGGCCUCAUUAUCUGAUUGUUUUGUUUUAAUUUUUUAAUGUUUCGUUGAACCUUUAGAUGCAACUUGCACUCAAGACCAAACAGUGGAAAAACAACAAAUACUGGGUGUGUACAACAAUCUUCAUGGAUUUAUUUAGUUAUUUACAUGACGUUUUCCUCAUUUGCUCUUGAGUGUUUGAUCCUUAACACUGUCUUUUAGUUUCAGAAAUAUAUAAUAUUCCGGGUGGUGGGGAGGGGGGGGGUGUACUUGGGUUAACUUUUGCUGGGUAUGUGCCGCUGGACUUUCAGAACCCCUUCCCCAUUAUUGUCUAUUCUGUGGCCAAUUAUAGACCCCAUCUUAGUCAGUUUUGGGCAAAUAUGUAAUUUUUGCGAUCCCAUCUUAGUCACUUUCUAUUUAUGUAUCCACCUUACGUUGAAUGAAGAACACUGUACUUUUCACCAACAGUACAAACAUUCUGGUACGUUUGCUACCUGCUAAUAGGAAGACCUUUCUUACCCCAAAAAUGAGAAAAUGUGCGAUCCCGUGCUAGUAACUCUAUUGAAAAUGCGACCCCAUUAUAGUCAAUCCAGUCAUGAAAAUCUGACCCCAUCCAACGGCACAUCCCCAUUAGCCUCAUAUAAGGAAGUACCCUCCCUGGGAUAUAAAUUAUUAGUUUAUAUGUUAGUGAAAGUACCCUGGAUGCCAGAGGGUUUUCUCUAAAAUAUGUGAAUUUACACUGUAAUAUGUUGUAUAGCGAAGCCAUAGGUAUGAUUGGUCAGGCUGAGACAUCAAGGUGCAGUGAGCCUUCUCAAUUUCAUUGUGCAUAACUUGAAGAUAGAGUAGUGUGAAAAGAAAAAAAGACACUCAAAAUUGUGACCAAUGUUUGAACAAUUUCAUUUUCCAUGCACUUGGUUAUUACCUUUUUUCAAUAAGUGAAUAAGAUUUAUUUAUGUACUAAGUAUCAUACUUAGUGCACGUUGGAUAUGAGCAGUGCCGUAGCCAGACCAAACGGCCAACCGAGGCAGGCGGGAGUUGCUAGGGGGGUUCGGGGGCAUGCCCCCCCCCCCGAGAAAUUUUGAACUUUAGUCUCUCGGAAAUGCGAUUUGCAGCGUUUUCUGGGUCUUUCGGUAACUUUUUUUCGAGUUAAUUUAAGUGGAAUUUAAAAAGCGAUAAUCAGAAACAAGCUACAUAAUCUGGGUGACCGUUAACCUCGCCAAUGGUUUUGAUCAGUAUUUGUUCAAAAAAAAUUUGAGUUAAUGUACGUAGCCCCUUGAGAUAGAUGAUAUGGUAAUUUUUUCAUAGAUAUUGACUGAAUUGCUGAAUUCUUUGUAAUAUCAUGAUGCGUUAAAAAUAUCCGAUGAUCGCUUAUGUAAAAUAAAAAUGAUCGGCGAAAUUCGUCAAAAUUUUACCGAGGCAAGUGCCUCGGUUGGCGUCAUACUAGCUACGGUGCUGAUGAGCUGGUAGAUAGCCAAUGAGGUGUGUAGGGUUGAGUUGGCUAUAAUCAUCUCAUAUCCAACAAGCGCGAGUAGAAUAAUUGUUUUAUUAAAAAUGCCCACAAAAUAUAGAAAAUUAUUCUUGUAACAACAACCGAUUUUCAGCUUGUUCUUAAUUUUGAACAGAUGCGUACAGUUAUCAUAUUUGGAGAGCAUGGUAUAAUGGCUCAUAUACCAUGAUGGCUAAGCCAAUCAGAGCUCUAGAAUCACAUUAUCCAAUGAUUUCUGAAGUUUUUAAUAAAUUAUAUUAUUGAAAUCAAGAAAAAAGGAAAAGUGAACCACUAUUGAACGUUAAACUAUAUAAUAUUUUUAGUAUUAUUACACACUGAAGAAAAUGGUCUACGGGUAAAAACAGUCAGGUUUGAUGGUCUUGUCGUGUUAUAUUCUCUCUGUUAUUGGUUGUUGCACAUGUAUGAUGUACUUACAGACUUUCUCCCAUGUCUUUUGCCUUUUUUUCUUAUAGAAAAGAAUGAGGAUUUAAGAACUAGUAAGUGUGUUCAUUAUACAUUACUGACAAUGAAAACAGUAGUUUUAGUGUUAGUUCAUUUACAUACAUUUUUACUUGAUUUCUUUUAAACCUAUUCCAAAAUGGCAGCGCGCAUGCCACUUUUCUUAAUAUUGAUGUUAGUAAUCGCCCGCUUUUCUAGGAUUGUAUCUGCAAAAUUCAGAAGAUGUUUUACUUAGAAAUGAGACAUCAAGAGCGAAUUAUCAUAACAGCAGAAGAGUCACAAACUUGUUGCCUUUUUGCAAUUAGAUGUGUACAUGUAGAUGUCUUUGAGAGCAUUUUUGAUUGAAAAUAAUCAGAAAAAAAUUUGCAGCUGAAAAAAGGGAGAAAGCAACUAAAUUAGGGUUUACACAAUCUUGAAAAGUCCUUGAAUUUUAGGGGAAGUCCUUGAGACGUCCUUAAAUUCCAUUUUUCCUUGAAGAGUCCUUGAAUUUCAGUGUGAGUCAUUGGAAAGUUUUUGCAUUUUCUUCAACUUUGAAUGUCAUGGCCUGGAAAGUGUUUUUUAAAAUGAAAGACAGAAUAUAUAUCAUAGCUCAGAGCAGUUAAAGAUGAUUUACAUGAAGCGUUUUUUGCUUAUGCAAGAAUCAACUAUCAAUAAUUUAAGACAAGUGAACUGAAAAAUGUAGAGGAGGUGGUGAGGCAAACAGUUCAAGCCUUAAAAGCCUGUUAGAAUGGACAGGAAAUGUGUAUUUUUGUACUUAUCUGUGAUAUUACAUUCCUGGUAGGUAGUCCUUGAAAUCUAAUGUGGUCCUUGAAAAAUGGUUGCAAUUUUUUGUAUGAAUCUUGUAAUGAUGAUUAACUGUUGACAAGACCUUCGGUCUAAACUUGAUCAGCAUCAUAGUCACAUUUUACCUAUUAAGUGAAUAUUUUCCAUCAUGGGACAAAUCAUGGGAUGGUUAUCACACUGUUUUCCUGAGAGGUAUUUUCUUGCUAAACUUAGUGAUAUAUUUGUGUAUAUUUUCUUGCUUUACUUGGCACAUUGCACAUAUAAUCUGUUUUCAUGUGUUUUAUGUUGCAGUUCAGGAUUGGUAUCAUGCAUUUGUGUGUUCUGCCAAGAAGGACCGUGCUUUUGUUGAAAAACUUGUCAAAAAAAUGGAGAACCCACCUUAUAAAUUGAAGCUUUGUUUUAGUGAGCGUGACUUCCUUGGUGGUGGCUAUCACCUUGAAAAUACUGCAGUAGCCAUAGAGAAACGGUGCAAAAAGUUUAUAGCUGUGCUGUCAAGCAAUUUUGAUGACAGUGAAGGAGCAACGUUUGAAUCCCACAUUGCAAUGAGCCUGUCUGCAAGUUAGUAACAAUUGUUGUUUUUAUCUUGAACCAUCUCUCCUCAUUAACCCUUCAAACCUCAGUAUCCACAUACGAAUUACUCAAACUUAUCUCCAUACAUCGUUUAUUAGUUGAGAGAAUUUGAUUAAGGAUCAGAGCAUUUUCCUUUUGUGAUCAUUUCAUUUAUUCUCAUAACCUUUUUAACUGAUGGUGAAUUGAUUUUGUUGGGAGAAAAUUGAUUUUGGUCACUCUUGCAGAGAUUUAAAUGGUUUAAGCAGAGUACAAGUUUUAUUGUAUUCCACUCUUUUUACAUGAUAAGUCUUUUUUAUAAGAAUAUAGAUGCUGAAAUUGGCGAAAUGUUAAGAAUGUGUUAAGAGUAUUCUCAAGGCUGUUAAAAACAUGUUGGUGGAAAAUAAAAUACACAAAAAUCGCAACGUUUUAAAUGAACUUUAUUGAACCGUUGAAGAGUAGAUUAGUUUCUUUCCAUUUCCUAGGCUAAAAUGUGCUUACAAGACGAUAAAAACUGGUACUACAAAUUAUUAAGCACUUGUGUUAUUUAACCCGAUACACGAGCCAUAAAUACAGUACUCUCUAAUCUCGGGGUCAUCUAAGAGUGUACACAUUCAAGGAUAUUUUUAACCUAACGUUGGCAGAAAAAUAAGAAUAUCCAGCAUGAGCGUGAAAAACACGUUCUUAUAUUUUAAAAAGACUGUAUAUAAAUCAGUAUAUAAAAUGAACAAAAACAUCUACGAAUAUAGCUUGACUUAUCCUAGGAGUGCUCAGGGCAUAAAAAUAUACAAAGUGAAAUAAGUUAACUUAACUUCCAUCUUUUACAUUUGUAAAUCGGUAUAUAAAAAUCAAUUCUUCAUUUUACUUGUAGCAUUAACGUCAAGAGAUGUUGCUAAUAUUUACUCUUCAUAGUAUUUUGCUCCUCUUUUAAAUAUUGAGUGGCGCUUAUGUAAGCGAAAUGCACUCUUACCAAAACCGCUAAGAUGGCUAUUGCCGCUUAUUUUACAGGUGAAAAAAGAGAACGCUACAUCCCUGUUCUCAUUGAAGACAGCUACAGAAACAGGAUACCCAAGACAAUAAAACAUCUCUAUCAUCUUGAUUAUACCAGGAUAGACCAGUCAAUCUUUUGGAAAAGAUUAGCAGACUGUCUGACUACAUAGCAUGAAAGUUGGCAGAAAGGGGGUUGAUUUUUGUGAAUUUCGGAAGUAAUAAUGCAAACCAUUGUUAUUUUGAGGCCUUUUUUCGGAGACAGUGACGGAAGUUGAGAAGGUUAGUCUAACUUUUGCAAGUUGCAAUCCAUUCCUUUCUCGUUAUCCAUCCAUGGCCAGACAACUGUGAAUGUUGUCAGUGUAUGCGUAACAUUUCCAUCAUUGUUAUAACCUCGACACUUACAUGAGUGGAGCAUUUAAUAGAAAGUUCGCCUUGUAAAGGUGGGAUGCAUUCUAAGAUACCCUUGGGAAUUAGUAUUUCUUUAUACCCGUGUGAAACUAGGUUAUCUUUCAAAGAUAUGCUAGUUUGCCACCGGUAUCUCAGAAUUCAUUCCACUCCGUACAAGGCGGAAAAAUACAAAGAAAAAUUAAGCCAUGAUUUCAACAAAACCCGUGGAAUACCGCAGAAUAUGUAACGGUUUUCAUUCCUCUGAUUGGUUGUAUUCAUGGCUUGAGAUGCAAGGUGAAUAUAGAAACAGGUAUUGCACAUGUUAUGCAAAGCGCUUUUUUCUACUAAUUUCCACAAAUUGAGACAUUUUUGUUGGUUCAAGUUGAAGCAAAGUCCGGUUGUUUUUUCAGUCAUUAAUCAGCAACGAUGAUUUGAAGUUGUAUCACUUUUCAAUGUAGUAUUAUCGGUCUUGUUUAAUGGGUGUAUACGGUUUCCGAAUGGAGUGAACGUAGUCUCGUGUUUGAAACAUUCCAGUUUAUAAAAUUAUUAAUGGUAAAUUUUAAACGCCGGCAAAUUUAGCAUGAAUAUAUAUAUUUUUUAAAGUUCGCAAACGUUUUUAUUGUACUCUAUUAGACUGGUAUGUCCUGUUUGUAUAAUACCUUAUUAUAGGAAAUUAGCCCUUCAUGAAAUUAUCGCGUUGAUUUCCGUGCCGUUAAUUACGUGGAGCGUUAAUUUCCAGUUAAUACAGUUUUGACAUACGUUUAGGGAAAGAACCAAGAACAACAAGUCUCAACGAGUUUUGUUGUUUUGUGAACGUCGCGUUAAGAUCCUUCAUUUUUCACGUUUAUUUCCUUUAUUUGAAAAUUGUUUUACACUAAGUUGGAGUUAAUUUAAGUCGCAUUAAUUUCCAAUACCUCAAUUUCAUGAAGCGUUUAUUCCCUAUAAUAAGGUACCAAGUAUUUUAUAAAGCUCCAACGUCACUCAGUCAUGGGCUCUGACGUUGAUGAAUUAGAGAUAUACGUGAAGCAUACUUGACAUAGUGAAAGACAAAAUUAAGUCAGAUUUACGGAGACGUGUUUCAUUUCAAGUCACAAGGAAGUGAUGGAUCAAGGCUUUGAGGUAAAGCCGGGGGGCGGAGGGGUGCGGGUGCCCUUAGGGGCGGCCUUCACACCCGGUGCCCGAGUACGGUACCCGAAUACGGUACCCGCUGGGCACUGUUGUGAACACACCUUUUUUUAAGUACCCACGCCAACUUUCGGGCAUUAAAUUGACCACUGAGUCGCUGCGUGCACACCAUUUAUUUUAGUUCGGAAGCAAUCCACUGCUUUGUACUCCGUGUGAAGCCCACGUUCCAAGAUGACGUCUGACAGUGUGAAAUAGAGCUUCAUAUCAGGUUCUGAAGGUGUGAACACAACACCAUUUUGUGCCCGCUGUAUCCAGGCACCAAGUGUGAAAAGCCCCUUACUAAAAAGAAUUAUAUCGGUGGCUAGCCUGCGUGCAACAAAGCAGUAGGAGACGUCUGCUUAGUGCAGAUUAUAUAUCGGCAGCCCCGGUUAUGAUCUAAAAAUAAGCUGUGGUUCCCUUUGCCUU